UUAAAAUAAAUAUUCUUUACAGAAUUGGUAAACAAUGAGGUCACUAGUCCUUCUACUGACGACAUGCUCGUGUCUCGUGUCAAGUAUUCCACCUCCACACCCUGAUGUCCUGGCGGUGAGGCAGGAGGAAGAGCGUCUACCUCCAAUACUGAGAAGUCCAGCGCUGCGGAACCCUCACUUACUGCAAGUCUUGCCUCUAACCAGCCUGUUACAUAAAGGAGAGAACCUCGUCUACGCACGAGACGCUCAUGAUGUGUCACGGAAGGAGAUCUACAAGAUCCUCACACAUGCGGGUCUUAUUCCGAGGAAGAAAUUCCCACCAUCAGAAUACAGCCAUAGCCAUAGGUUCAACCAUAUACCAAUCUCCAUCAACAAAUGGAACGAAGCAGACUUUUCUGACUCGGCAUUCAACCAAGAAGUCUUGCAAUUCUUGUAGUUGAAAUGACUUAGAGUGAUGUGAAUCCUGAAAUUUUGUGAUUAUUUUUAUGAACGUAUUUGUUUUCUUUUAUGACCUUCGUGCCUACCGAUGACUUUGUUAGUAUCGUUUUUUUUUUCAUUAAAUUAGUUAUGAUUAGACCAAAUUAUAAUAAUAGUUCGAUGGUUGUUGUGUGUUAAAA
This is a messenger RNA of Spodoptera littoralis (African cotton leafworm), 617 nucleotides long. The record is from the annotation of a GenBank genome assembly. NCBI's taxonomy places the organism in Eukaryota, Metazoa, Arthropoda, Insecta, Lepidoptera, Noctuidae.